This is a messenger RNA of Aspergillus steynii IBT 23096, 2103 nucleotides long. RefSeq names its product acetyl-CoA:L-glutamate N-acetyltransferase (gene arg2). Bases 1 to 2103 code for a protein of 700 amino acids. Gene Ontology annotation, molecular function: arginine binding; L-glutamate N-acetyltransferase activity, acting on acetyl-CoA as donor. The transcript is spliced from 3 exons. The record is from RefSeq and is a predicted model, not a curated record. NCBI's taxonomy places the organism in Eukaryota, Fungi, Ascomycota, Eurotiomycetes, Eurotiales, Aspergillaceae. Gene Ontology annotation, cellular component: mitochondrial matrix. Gene Ontology annotation, biological process: L-arginine biosynthetic process.
AUGAGCUCUAGGGCGCUGAACUGGCCGCGGACCAAGUCCGCGCUGCUGAAGCAGCAGCAGCAGCAUCAGGUGUCCCUCUGCAAUGGACAGCCGGCAGCAAAAAUUGACUACCACUCUCGUCGCCCUCUCUCGUCCUCCGCCGAUCGGCCGAUCAACCAGGGCGCCGACUUUUCUUCCACCAGCCAAAGCUAUGAUCGUUUAGGCCGUCGGGCGAAGGAAAAAUUGCUGGACCGUGAAUUCUUCCUCAGUCUGCUGAACUCGGCGUCCACCAAGCGGGAAGCCAAAUCGUAUUUGUCUCGUCUGAAAGCCCAGCACUCUCCAACCCCACCGCCUCAACCGACCAUCGAACAAAGCAAGGAGACCACGGCUCUGUCGUCGCCGUCGGGUGUCAAUCUGGGAUCGUUCUAUGGUGCUUCGCGCUCGGUCUACGACAGUCCGGUCUUCAGACAUGACUCAACUCCGACCCCUCCCCCGCAGGAUAUACCGGAGAUGCGACUCCAUCUGGCCUUGAUCACACUCAAGGCGCCUCAGCGGCUGGAUGACUUGGUUGUCAACGGAGUGGCUAAGACAUUGGCGCAACUGAAUCGCCUUGGCAUGGCCUGCUGCGUCGUGGUCGACCCGGGGACCAUGGACGAUGGGAAUGCGUCGCGAAAGAUCGCUGCCGACCAAGCAGACCGCAUCGCUUCUGCAGUCGAUGCACAGCCGGAUUCCAAAUCUACCCACCUAGAUUCGGUUUUGACUCUUCCCUCCAAGACACCGGACACCCCGACGGUCUUAUCGCGGAAGGCCCUUUUGAACCCUCUGCGGGAUGGCCACAUUGUCAUUAUCGCCCCGAUUGCCUACACGGAGGAUGUUCCUCGAGCGGUGACUUUGUCGGGUGAGGAGACUCUCCUGGCCCUGACGAAAGAGUUUGCCGGCCUGGCAAGCAUCCCUCAUCCCGAUGAAGACCCCUGGCUUACGGCCCAGAAUAUCAAAAGGUUACAGCAGGAGGUCUCGUUAGAUCGAGUGAUUCUACUGGAUCCUCAUGGAGGGAUCCCCGCUUACAGUGGCCCGCAGACCUCCCAUGUUUUUAUCAACAUGGAGCAGGAAUUCGACGACAUUGAAGCCCAGCUACUUCAAGCCCAGCGGGCGGCGGCAACGGGGCAUGUCUCUCCCCGGGCGGAGUUCCUAGACGGCGUCAGCAAACGCACUCCAAUCCGAGGCAGUCUUGUUGACGACCACCUGCAUAAUUUGCGUCUAUCACAGAAGGCUCUUGCUAUGCUACCCUCGGCAUCGUCUGGAAUCAUCACUUCCCCGGCUGAAGUUGCCAAUUCAGCCCGAUCGCCACAGGCCGCACCGAACUUGUCGGCGGUCGGCACUCGGCGACAAAGGAACCCGCUAAUCCAUAGCCUACUCACGGACAAGCCCUUACUAUCCUCUUCUCUGCCGAUGAGCAGACGUGAAGCGAUCAGUGGCGGACGGGGAAGCAUUUUCACGCCCAGUCUACACACGACGUUUGUUAAGCGAGGCAUGCCACUUACCAUGAUUCCCGACCCGCGAACUGUGGUGUGGACAGCCCAGAAUCGCCCUCGAUUGAGCCUGGAGGACCCCAGCAUCGAUCUGCCACGUCUGGUGCGCCUUAUCGAAGAUUCCUUCAACCGCAAGCUCGAUGUCCAGGACUACCUGAACCGGGUCAACGACCGACUUGCCGGAUUGAUCAUCGCCGGAGAAUACGAAGGGGGUGCUAUCUUGACCUGGGAGCUUCCCCCAGGCGUUGAGGACGACGGAAGUGAGGCGAGCCAGGCUCGCAUGGUUCCUUACCUCGACAAAUUUGCCGUUCUGAAGCGCAGCCAAGGGGCGGGAGGCGUGGCGGACGUUGUGUUCAAUGCCAUGGUACGCACAUGCUUUCCUCAGGGGGUGUGCUGGCGCAGCCGCAAGGACAACCCGGUGAACAAGUGGUAUUUCGAGCGCUCCGAGGGAACGUGGAAGCUGUCCGACACCAACUGGACCAUGUUCUGGACCACCCCAGGCCUGCCGGAGAAUUCGCAACGCUUCCGCGACUACGAGGGCGUGUGUCGAACCAUCCAGCCCAGCUGGGCCGACGAUACCGGAGUGAUCGAUUGA